Molecule: messenger RNA, 561 nt
Organism: Arabis nemorensis
Lineage: Eukaryota; Viridiplantae; Streptophyta; Magnoliopsida; Brassicales; Brassicaceae
Source: the annotation of a GenBank genome assembly
AUGUUUCACCCAGCAAAACCCUUUCUCGCCGACGAUGAAUUCGGCUCCGGUGGUUGCGCUGAUACAAGAUCCGAACCCAAGCUCCGCAGGUUUUCAAUCUCGGCUCCACGGGGAAGAAAAUCACAGCCGAUGUCGUUUACCCCCAUCUCCUCCUCGACCGAGAUCUGGCUCGUUACGGAGGUUGAAUCCAUUAAUACUCUAGCUAAAUUGCCUAAUCUGAGACCUUAUCUAGUUGUGGUUGCAGCCACUGGGACACCGUCGUUAUCUCAGUCCACGGUUCCAUGUCCUGCUCCGUCGACGGCGAGAUCUGAGGUCGCCGGAUUUGUUCUUCAGCGUAAGCUCCGGCGAUGGUCCGAGCUGGCUCCGCCGCGACUAAAACCGGUUGGAGUCCUCGCACAUAGCCGCUGCCACCAUCUGUCAUGGUGGUCUCGUAUCCCGUCAAUUCUUCGGUUCCAAGAGAUGAAAUCGAGAGUUUGGGCUUGGCCCAUUCCGAGAUUUGAAAAGUCUAGUCCAAUAGGCCCUUUGUUCAGAUAUUUGGAGCCCGCCCAGUACAGGGGCUGA